GAGGCCUAAAAGCGUUCUUCCUCCCGCAAAAUCCCGUGCUGAGGGAGGAAGGACGAAAUCCUUACCGCGGAUCCAAGAAACUAUGGACCCUGGAAGAAGCAUGUCGGAAGUGGAGGCCAUGAAUCUCAGCAGUCUUUCUCAAGACUUCACCCACUCAAAUUCUCCCUUCUAUAUGGAAACCAGCAGUACCACUUCAAACUUGCCUCAGAUCGCAGUGUCUUCAAAAGGGAUACAGAGCUUUUGGGAUGCUCCUGAGAUGCCAGUCUGUCACCAUAAGGAGGUCACCGUGCGGGACGUGGACAGGCCAGGGACGGCCUCACCUUGGUCUCCUGCAGGCAUUUCUUGGAGUGGUGGAGCAUCUCCGGAGGACAGCAAGAUGCCCGACCCGAAGCAGAGCUUGGAAAGCUCACAGCCUCUGGAAGAGGACAUGGCUUUAAAUGAAGUCUUACAGAAAUUACAGCACACUAACAAACAGCAGCAGACUCGGAUCCAAGACCUGCAGAGUAGCAACAAGUAUUUAGAGAAGAAGAUUGAAGAACUACAGAAGCAGACUACCAAACAGCAGGUGUUCAUGGACAUCAUAAAUAAGCUGAAGGCCAAGAUGGAAGAAUUAAUUGAAGACAAAUACAGAGUGAUGCUAGAGAAGAGUGACACUGACAGGACGCUGCAGAAUUUGCACGAGGUCUUAACUCACACCCAAAAGCAUCUUCAGGAAGCUAGGAAUGAAAAGGAAACCUUACAGCUGGAGCUCAAGAAGAUCAAGGGCAAUUACGUUCACCUACAGGAAAGGUACAUGACUGAAAUGCAACAGAAAGCUAAAACUGUCAGUCAGUGCCUAGAUAUGGACAGAACCCUAAGCGAGAAAGAAAAAGAGGUGGAGAAGCUGCAGCAACUCAAGGGGGAGCUGGAAAAGGCCACCACCUCCGCUCUGGAUUUGCUGAAAAGGGAGAAAAAGGCCCGAAAACAAGAGUUCCUGUCUUUACGUGAGGAAUUUCAGAAGCACAAGAAGAAAAACCUGGAAGAAAGACAGAAACUGAAAUCGACACUCAAGAAGCUGAUCAUUCAAGUUACUCAUUUGCAGCUCAUAUCUGAUACCGAAAAGGCAGAGAACACCCAACUCCAGCAGCAGGUCACGGAAGUCAAACAGGAAAACGAAAGGCUUCGGCAGCAGGUGGCGAGGAGCCAGGAGCAAAAUGAUGCCCCCCCUCAGUUUGAGACGCCUUGGUUAAUGGAGCACGCCGGGGAAGUGGUAACGGCGGAUAUCAAAAAGGAUGCAAAGACCAUGCAUUCCAAUUUGUUCAUGAAUUGUUCACCUGGUGAAGAAGAGAGCCUGAGUCCCCCAGAUGUGAAAAGAACUUCUCAGCCCGUCUCCAGAAUUCACAGUCUUCUGGCUCUGAUGGUAGGGCUUCUCAAACCCCAGGACAUCACUACUCCCGUUAUUGAACAUUUCAAAAAGAGUGAAAAAGUUAGUGAUACAAUGCUACAAAAAUUGAAGCACUUCCAUCUUAAAAAGAAAGAUUUAGAUAAAGAGUUCCUGGAACAUAAAGACAGAAUCACAGCUUUUAGAGAGUUAAUUGCAAAAGAAAAAGCAUUUCAAGAUCAGGUUAUCAAGGUUACAAGUUUGGAUUCAGAUGAAGCCAAGAAUAUUAGAGAUGUGCCUGUCUUAUUGGGAGUCAAACUGAAUAAGGACCACAAUCUGAACGAAGAGCUUGAUUUCUUGAUUGCAAAAUUGGGAAAUCUUCUAGAGUCAAAAGAAGACCACUGCAACAGACUCAUUGAAGAAAAUGACAAGUAUCAAAGACAUUUAGGCAACUUAAUAAAUAAGGUUACCUCAUAUGAAGAAAUAAUCAAAUGUGCUGACCAAAGACUCGAGAUAUCCCACUCCCAGAUUGCAUAUUUAGAAGAGAGAAAUAAACAUUUGGAAGACUUAAUUAAGCCCAGAGAGAGAGCA
Molecule: messenger RNA, 1951 nt
Organism: Leptonychotes weddellii (Weddell seal)
Lineage: Eukaryota; Metazoa; Chordata; Mammalia; Carnivora; Phocidae
Source: RefSeq, a predicted model, not a curated record